AGACUGCCUGUUCAUCAUGUCUUCCAUUCUUGGGAAGAUGAAGAAGUUUGGCAGCUCUGAUGUGGAGGAAUCUGACGUGACAGAUGAACACACGGAUGGGGAGGACUCCCUGCUGGAAAUACCUGACCACCUCAACACCAAGGUGCAGCCACCCAAAAGCAGCAUCUUUGCAAGACGUGGGCGGUUCGUGAUGGGAGAUAGUGACAAGGAUAUGGCACCCAUGGACUCCUUGUACCAGAUGGAUCACCUGAUGGCACCUUCUAUCAUCAAAUUCCAUGCCAAUUUGGAGAGGGGGAAACUUCACAAGCUCCUAUCUACUGAUUCCAUCACAGGCUGCUCAGAAAAAGCUUUCAAAUUCUAUGACCGCAGAAGGAUCUUUGAUGCUGUCGCCCAAGGCAACACGAGUGAUCUGGAUGAUCUGCUACUCUAUCUUAAUCGGACCUUGAAGCAUCUCACAGAUGAUGAAUUCAAAGAACCAGAAACUGGAAAAACAUGCUUAUUGAAAGCCAUGCUGAAUCUGCAUGAUGGGAAAAAUGACACUAUUCCACUGCUACUGGAUAUUGCAAAGAAAACUGGAACUCUGAAGGAGUUUGUUAAUGCAGAGUACACUGACAACUACUACAAGGGCCAAACUGCGCUUCACAUCGCUAUUGAACGAAGGAACAUGUACCUGGUGAAGCUCUUGGUCCAGAAUGGAGCAGAUGUUCAUGCAAGAGCCUGUGGGGAGUUUUUCAGGAAAAUCAAAGGAAAACCUGGCUUUUAUUUCGGGGAGCUGCCUCUGUCCCUGGCUGCUUGCACCAACCAGCUCUGCAUUGUGAAAUUCCUCCUUGAGAAUUCCUACCAGGCAGCCAACAUCUCUGCUGAGGACUCCAUGGGCAAUACGGUCCUGCACACGCUGGUGGAGAUUGCAGAUAACACUAAGGAUAACACCAAGUUUGUUACCAAGAUGUACAAUAACAUACUGAUCCUUGGUGCCAAAAUUAACCCUCUCUUGAAGCUAGAAGAACUCACCAACAAGAAAGGGCUGACACCAUUAACUCUCGCAGCCAAAACAGGAAAGAUAGGGAUUUUCUCUUACAUCCUCAGACGAGAGAUGAAAGAUCCAGAAUGCAGACACUUGUCAAGGAAGUUCACCGAAUGGGCCUACGGACCGGUCCACUCAUCUCUUUAUGACCUGUCUUGCAUAGACACAUGCGAGAAAAAUUCAGUGCUUGAGAUCAUUGCCUACAGCAGUGAAACACCAAACCGGCAUGAGAUGCUGCUGGUGGAACCUCUCAACAGGCUGCUGCAAGACAAGUGGGACCGGUUUGUCAAACACUUAUUUUACUUCAACUUCUUUGUCUAUACCCUGCACAUCAUCAUCCUCACUGCAGCUGCCUACUACAGACCUGUGGAGAAGGGGCAAAAGCCUCCAUUCACAUUUGGUCACAGCACUGGGGAAUAUUUUCGAGUGACUGGAGAGAUCCUGAGUGUACUGGGAGGUCUCUAUUUUUUUUUCAGAGGGAUACAGUAUUUUGUGCAGAGGCGUCCAUCAUUCAAGACACUGAUAGCUGACAGCUACAGUGAGGUUCUUUUCUUUGUUCAUUCCCUGCUCCUCCUGAGCUCUGUGGUGCUGUACUUCUGUGGCCAGGAACUCUACGUGGCCUCCAUGGUCUUCUCCUUGGCUCUGGGCUGGGCUAACAUGCUGUACUACACCCGUGGCUUCCAGCAGAUGGGCAUUUACUCUGUCAUGAUUGCAAAGAUGAUCCUUAGAGAUUUGUGUCGCUUCAUGUUUGUCUACCUAGUAUUCCUCUUGGGAUUUUCCACAGCUGUGGUGACUUUAAUUGAAGAUGACAAUGAAGGGCAAAAUACCAGUAGUGCUGACUAUACCCGAUCCUGCCAUCCUAAACGAAGCCGUACUUCCUAUAACAGUCUGUAUUAUACUUGCUUGGAGCUUUUCAAGUUCACUAUUGGGAUGGGGGACCUGGAGUUCACUGAGAACUACAGGUUCAAAUCUGUGUUUGUCAUCCUUUUGGUUCUCUAUGUCAUCCUUACUUACAUCCUCCUGCUCAACAUGCUUAUUGCUCUGAUGGGAGAAACUGUGAGCAAAAUUGCACAGGAGAGCAAGUGCAUCUGGAAACUCCAGAGAGCCAUCACAAUCCUGGAUAUUGAAAACAGCUACCUGAAUUGUUUGAGACGCUCAUUCCGAUCUGGGAAGCGAGUCUUGGUGGGGAUCACACCCGAUGGCCAAGAUGAUUACAGAUGGUGCUUUAGAGUUGAUGAAGUGAACUGGUCCACGUGGAAUACUAAUCUGGGCAUAAUCAACGAAGACCCUGGGUACUCUGGGGAACUCAAACGAAAUCCCAGCUACUCUAUUAAGGCUGGCCGAGUUUCAGGAAAAAACUGGAAAACACUGGUUCCUCUUUUAAGGGAUGGAAGCAGGAGAGAAGAGACACCAAAGCUACCAGAAGAAGUCAAAUUAAAACCCAUUUUGGAACCUUAUUAUGAGCCAGAAGACUCCGAGACAUUGAAGGAGUCACUUCCAAAGUCAGUGUAAUUGUAGUUUGUUUAUAGAAGAGAUUAUUCUAGUUGCCUGUAUUGGUACUUAAAAGCACAGAAUUAGAGCACGUGGUUCAUAAGAACAGAGAUU
Tinamus guttatus (white-throated tinamou) is the source of this 2629-nucleotide messenger RNA. It is a transcript of the gene TRPV1, whose product is annotated as transient receptor potential cation channel subfamily V member 1. Gene Ontology annotation, cellular component: plasma membrane. The record is from RefSeq and is a predicted model, not a curated record. Gene Ontology annotation, molecular function: calcium channel activity; protein binding. Gene Ontology annotation, biological process: calcium ion import across plasma membrane. NCBI's taxonomy places the organism in Eukaryota, Metazoa, Chordata, Aves, Tinamiformes, Tinamidae.